AUGUCCUCUACAAAAGUCACAGACGAUCCUCGCGAUGCCUCUCUCGAGGUCAGAUUCUCUGUUCCUAAUACUUGGCACGAGGACACUACUGACCUGAGUGCAACCGGGAUGAUGUUUUCUGGGCUCAUCAUGGUGACAAGAAACCGAUAUCUUGCAUGGCCGGCAGUCGCGCUCAGCUUGAGUGGUUGGAUUAACAAACGCCCUAUGAGGUCAAAAGAUGGUGGUGGUGCUUCUUUGUCGAGUGUGAGCUUGUGCUUAAUGGCGUUAAUUGCAUCGUACCUUCCCAUGUUCAUGAUUACCAAAACCCCCGCCGCCUUCAACGCCGUCCCUUCCUCGUGA
Molecule: messenger RNA, 339 nt
Organism: Marasmius oreades (fairy-ring Marasmius)
Lineage: Eukaryota; Fungi; Basidiomycota; Agaricomycetes; Agaricales; Marasmiaceae
Exons: 4
Coding region: 1-339 (112 amino acids)
Biological process (GO): protein insertion into ER membrane
Cellular component (GO): endoplasmic reticulum membrane
Molecular function (GO): protein folding chaperone
Source: RefSeq, a predicted model, not a curated record